Messenger RNA from Drosophila mauritiana, 4449 nucleotides. RefSeq names its product hepatic leukemia factor (gene Pdp1). The transcript is spliced from 6 exons. NCBI's taxonomy places the organism in Eukaryota, Metazoa, Arthropoda, Insecta, Diptera, Drosophilidae. Gene Ontology annotation, cellular component: nucleus. Gene Ontology annotation, molecular function: RNA polymerase II cis-regulatory region sequence-specific DNA binding; DNA-binding transcription factor activity, RNA polymerase II-specific. The coding region runs from base 837 to 2762 and encodes 641 amino acids. The record is from RefSeq and is a predicted model, not a curated record. Gene Ontology annotation, biological process: regulation of transcription by RNA polymerase II.
AAUUUACAUACGUUGAAAUAAUGUUUUAAAUAACAUUUGAAGCCUUUGACUCGGUUGAUUUGAUAUACAGUUUAAUUGGCAAAUAAUUAUUAGUUUGUCUCGUUUUAAAAUAAAUGACCGUGAAUGUUUUGAUUGCAAAAAUUCCACAAAGAACACGGAAAGCCUUUGUACCUAUUGAUUCCACUUUAAGAUUUCUAUAGCGUCACAAAAAUCUUAUUAUACAAAAUUGAUUGAACUAAAAGAAAGCGCAAACUAUACAACUAUACAAUGCCUUUUCUUAUUCCUUAUCAUCAUGAUCAUCAAUAAAAACUAAUGGAAAACUAAAUAAAAAUCAUACAAAAAUAGACGAAAACAAAGUGCAUUCCCUGACCACACGAAAACAAGCGCAUUCAUUAUCAGUUGCUACCAAAAUCGCUUCCCCAUACUCAAUACUCACUACUAAAACUGAAAAACUGAAUCACUCCCAACAUUUUUAACCCACUAUCACCUGUUCAUUAGCAACAACGAAUUGGCUAUCAAUUGACUGGCAAAUAAAAAGCAGCAACAUACCAAAGUGCUCAACACUAAUCUGGGUUUUUCAAAAACAAAAGCACAAUAUUUUCAGAUAACACAGACAAGCGUUUAUGCUAAAAACAAAAAAACUAAAGUGAACCCAAGUGUAAAGACAAUGCGCACAACUUUCGGCCGUGGCCCAAAGUUUAUACUGCUGACCAGCAAAUUCAACCACGUUCAGCACAAGGAGGUGAUCACCUAGGAUCAUCAGAAAACAGUGAUUAGCCGUAACCAGUGAAGGAUUAACCCAGUGAAUAUCGAACCCAGUUGUUGAACCAGUGAUCAUGUCGUCGGAUACGAACUCGUGUACUAGUUUCUUUGCCCAGGAGCACGCGAAUGCCACCCUGUCGCAGUAUUUCCAGCAGCUGAACUCGCAAGUUGCUGCUGCAGCGGCGGGCAAUAGCGGUGGCAACAGCAGCAACAACAACAACAACAGCAGCGGCAACAACAGCAGCAGCGGCAACAGCGACAGCGGCAAUGAUGGCAGCAUGACAGGAUCCUCGGGAACCAUGGACAACCAUCGCAGCAGUGUUAGCAGCAAUGAUUCGGGCAAGAGUAGCGCCACAGGAGGCGGCGGUGCAGGUGCCACCAGCAACAAUGGCGUGAAUGCCUGGGCCUUGCAGCAGCAGCAACAAACCGCCGCCCUGCACCAUCAGCAACAGCAGCAGCAGCAUCAACAGCAGCAACACCAACAGCACCUACAGCAGCACCAUCAAGCGCACCAUCAGCAUGUCCUGCAGCAGCAGCAGCAGCAGCAACAGCAGCACUCCCAGCAUCAGCAGCAGCAGCAACAUCACGGCCACCCGCUGCAUCCGCAUCAUACACACCAGCAGCAGCAACAACAACAGCAGCAGCAGCAGGCGCCGCAACACCACCAGCAGCAGCAACAGCAGCACGCACAGCAACAGCAGCAGCAUCAUGCCGCCCAGCUGGCCCAUACACUCUCCUCGGCCGCCGUUGCUGCUGCAGCCGGGAAUACCGGUGGCAACACCAACCCCCACUCCAUUUUCGGCACCGGCAACUUCCACUACAAGACGAACAACUCGUGGACGCUGCCCACGCUGACGUACCAGAGGAUUUACCAGGAGAAUCCCCACUACCAGCGCAACUCCUUCAUGGAUCCGCAGAGCAAUGCCGCUGCAGCUGCAGCAGCUGCUGCUGCCAGUUGCAAUGCUGCCGCUGUUGCAGCAGCCGCUGCAGUUGCAAGUGGCAACCAGGGAUCGAAUGGGAAUGCCAGUGGCAAUGGUAAUGCUGUUGUCGCGGCAACUGGUAAUGGAAACGGCGGAAAUCCCGGCCAGAAUAGCAACAACAAUAACGGCAACAACAGUGGCAAUAGCAACAAUAACAGCAACAACAAUGUGUCCUCCGUGCAACAUGUGGCAAAUGCCGUCGCAGCGGCUGUGAUCGCCAACGAGCAUCACAACCAUUUGAACAGCUUGAAAGCGCGAUUUCAGCCAGCCAGCUCAGGCAGGAAAUCUCCAUUUUUGGGUUUCAUUUGCAAAUCAAACGGCAAAUCCACAUCGAAUAGCAAAGAAAUCAUCUGCCCAGAUGACAAAUACAAGGAGGAGGGCGACAUCUGGAAUGUUGAGGCGCAAACAGCGUUUCUCGGCCCAAAUCUGUGGGACAAGACCCUGCCCUAUGAUGCCGACCUCAAGUAUGCCGACCUAGACGAGUUCCUGUCGGAGAACAACAUACCUGAUGGCCUGCCCGGCACGCAUCUGGGCCACUCCAGUGGUCUGGGCCACCGGUCUGAUUCCCUGGGCCACGCAGCGGGUCUGUCUCUGGGUCUUGGCCACAUAACCACAAAGCGAGAGCGGUCGCCCUCGCCAUCCGACUGCAUCAGUCCGGACACGCUAAAUCCGCCAUCGCCGGCCGAGUCAACAUUUUCGUUCGCCUCCUCGGGCCGUGACUUUGAUCCGCGAACCAGAGCCUUCUCCGACGAGGAGCUCAAGCCGCAGCCGAUGAUCAAAAAGUCACGCAAGCAAUUCGUUCCAGAUGAGCUCAAGGACGACAAGUACUGGGCACGUCGCCGGAAGAACAACAUUGCCGCCAAGCGAUCCCGCGAUGCCCGGCGCCAGAAGGAGAACCAGAUUGCGAUGCGGGCACGCUACUUGGAGAAGGAAAAUGCAACAUUACAUCAGGAGGUGGAGCAGUUGAAACAGGAGAACAUGGACUUGCGUGCACGUCUAUCGAAAUUCCAAGAUGUGUAAUGAUAAAUACAAUUUUGUGACUUGGCCUGAGGACACCACAACAAUUAAAUAAUAAUAGCUAUUGAUAAAAUAACAAUAAUCAUAACUAUGAUAAAACUACUAAUAAUGUUUAGUACAGCAGACAUGAAACCUACACUAUAAAGUACAUAUUGUAUCUAAAUAUGUAUAUGCAAAAAUAUAAUUAGUAAGCAAACACACACCCACACAUACACAAGAAACCCCUCACGGCGUCGUGCUCCGCUUUAAUAUUUAUUUUAUGCUAAAAACUAAAAGCAAAUUAACUAAACACCGAGGAGGAGAAACCGACCGAAUGGAAACUAAAAACAUUUUUUAGAGUAGCCAAAAAAGAAAGUCUCACGAGAGCAGAGAAUUGAAAAGCUCUGCAGCCGAAGCUUUUUGCCUUUAAAGUAGCAUACUUCCGAGCGCAAUGGGAAUCCUAAAAAACACAGACGUAGAAUUGUUAUCUUUUAAAUUGUUUAAUAGUUGUCUAGCCUAGUUUUACGCAAAAAAACUUCUCUUCUUCGACUUCUUUUGCUAUUGUUUUCCCCCUUUUACUUUAGUUUUUAUUAUUCUUUGUAAUUAGUUGUUCGAUUAAGUUUUUCUUAAGCUAAUAGUGAACGGAAAUGCACAUGCACACAACAAAUCAUAUUGUAAAUAAUUUCGUUGCCUUUUUUCAAAUUAACUCGAGAGAGGAAUUACCAUAAAAUGCAAAAGAAAACAUGUAUAAAAAAUUGCAAAAUGAAAACCCACAAAAAAAAGAGAAAAUUAAAGGAACGCUAAGAGAAAACCAUUUAGAGAUGAGCAAAGAACUUCCCUCCUCAGUUGCCGGGCACAUGGCAGCUGUUUAGUUUAAGUGAGCUAUGAUUUUUAUAAAAACCUAAUGAAAAAAAUAUCAGAAAACCCCAAAAAAAUUAAAAACAUACGGACAGAGACAGACGGUGGACAGACAGAAAUGAAAAACUAGAAGUGAAAUAGUUUUCGUUGUUGAUUUCUUGAUACUAAAAUAACCAACCCAAAACUAACCCAGACAUAGUCAGCUGGUUAAAGCGAGAGAACUAGUUUUCUUACUUCCUACUAAGAACUACAUACACACAGACCAUCCACGAAAAACCCCUUCAUACCAUGCUAUCACUCUACAAAUUUUCACAUUUUUCCUUUUAGUUGUAAACAUUUUAUUCGUUUAACUUUUAUUACAAGAAAAACUAUUUCUUUUGGUGUGAUUUGCAAGAUCUUAAACAAACAAUUUAAAAACAAAACAUUUUUACAUAAUACCAUACAAUUAUGUUACUUUAAACAACAACUAUUUUCGUUAGUUAAGUUUAUUAAUUAUUAUUAUUUGUUAUACAUUUGAGUUACAUUUACCUGCAUACAAUUAUAUAGAAAUUUAAGAAAAUAUAUGAAACCGGAAAAAAACUUACCGACCGAGAGCAAAAUUUAUAUUUUAUAUUCAGCAAACAAUAUGGAAGCUAUAAACAGAUAAAUAAGUCCAUUAAGCACUCCUUCUAAACAAAUUUCAAUAAGUUUUAUUUAUUCUAUGGAAAAAUGUGCAAAACCAACAAAAAACUGAAAGAAGAACCACAAAAGUAAAGAUCGAUAAAGGAGAAUGAGCGUAACGAAAAAGUGAGAAAGCAAAAAACGAUUUGUGUGUAAUAAUAAAAGUCUAAGCGUUGCUUUUAACUAUUGAAAA